This is a messenger RNA of Strigops habroptila (Kakapo), 4763 nucleotides long. RefSeq names its product formin 1 (gene FMN1). Gene Ontology annotation, cellular component: nucleus; actin filament; cytoplasm. The record is from RefSeq and is a predicted model, not a curated record. NCBI's taxonomy places the organism in Eukaryota, Metazoa, Chordata, Aves, Psittaciformes, Psittacidae. Gene Ontology annotation, molecular function: microtubule binding. The transcript has 18 exons. The coding region runs from base 521 to 4183 and encodes 1220 amino acids. Gene Ontology annotation, biological process: actin nucleation.
UGCUGAAAACCACUCGCAGCUUGUGUACUGAGAUAAGGAAGUAGCAAACUCCAAAUGUGCCCAGUUCUGUUCGGGAGGCUUAUUUAUAUAGCUGCUCUGUGCUUUUAGCACGUAGGAAGCUGUGUGCAGCCAGUAGGAUUGCAGGCGUCCCGGCAGUAACCACUGGUUGAAUUUUCAGCCGAGAUUAGUGCGCUGGCAUAUUUGCUGUGACAAAAAGCCCUUUGUGUAAAGGAACAAGUUACUGACGCUGCUGAGAACGUUUUUUAUGGUGGGUCCUUUUGCUGCUCCUGAAGUAGAGUUGGGAGCCCUGACGGCCCCUUUGGCGGCCGGGUGCAGUGCUGGAAGCGGAAGGAGGGGCAGGGUGACGUGGGGGAGGCUGACUGCCUUCGCAGGGCGGGGGAGCACUGUCUGUUGCAGUGCCUGUAGAGAGUUCAGCCUGCUGCCUGAAUGCAUGUAGGAAAUACUUGUUUUGCAGUUAGUAGCACUAGUAGAAGCAGACGUAUUCCGUACUUCAUGCAACAUGGAAGAAGAAAAUGCAGCGCCUGACUGUACUGAGCUUUCAGACCUGGAGAAUACAGCAGAAAGCGAACCUGAUCUUUUUACUACAUUUUCAGUGAAAACACUUUUUGGAUUUACAACUAAAUUUGAAUCUACAGCUUCCAAAGAAGAAACAGUGCUUAAAGCAUUUCAACCUUUGCACACCAAUAUAAAUGCUCUUGCUAACACCUGGCAUGGGAGGAAUGAUAAUGACUGUAAUGACGACUCAGAAAAUCAGCCCGGCAUGAAUAGGACCAGUGGCCAUGCUGACCCAGUGUCUGGUAGGCAUAUGGACCUGAAACUGGAGUUAGCUGACCAAAAUGAAUUACUUCUUCACCGUUUAAGGUUUGUACAGACUUCUUUGUCUGAAUCUGACAAUGAUGACAAGGAUGCUAUUCUUGUACAAGGUACUUUGGUUCAGACAACAAGUGAUACAGAAUCGGACACGGAGAGUAAGGACCUAAACACCAAUGAAAACAAUACAAGCGAAUCUGGGCUAGACAAUGCUGCUUUGUCUGCUGAGACUUUGGACAACAACAAUCAAAAUAAGGAAGAGUCAGAAUCAGAAGAGCACACUAACAGUGAUGACACUGUGGAUACAGAUGACAUUGGCUUACACCCACCGAUUUCUGAGUGGCUCCCAAAAGAGCUGGAUGGUAUUCUGGAGCAUGACUCCAGUGGAAAAGGCAAAAUGUUAAUGGAUGAGCAGUUCAGUCUCUUGCUUGCUACAGGGGAAUGCCUUCAAGAACUUCCAGAUGAAGAACAAAGACCUUCAGCUGAUAAUACAUUGCUCCAAAAACCACCACUGGCUGAAAAGACUUUCCAGCUGCCCGCUUUCUUUAGUGGACUACGUGUGAGGAAAAAGGGACUAACCACAGAGGAUGGGGAAACUGUUACAGAAAUUAAACCAAGGGAGAAUGAUUUAGCUCUGCUUAAAUUACAACAGCCUGUUAAGAAAUCCAGUAUUGUAUCAGGUUUGGCCACUAAAAAAAAAUCAGCUGAAUUUAAAGCAAGUCCUACUUUCCUGGAACAACUCUCACACUUAUUAAACAUAGACGUCUCCAAGAAUGAAGAUAGAACUGAGGACUCUGGUGAGGGAUCUAGGGAGACCAAGGACAGUGAUGAAGCUCAAGAGAACAAAGCCUCCAGCAAAACAGAACCACGAUUUCCCUCUGAGGAAAUAAAAUCAAGCCCUGCUGAAUCUGCACUGGACGUCUUUAAAGCUUUAUUCACACGGCCUCCCAAAAAAGAAACAACUGCAGAUACUUCAGAGCUGGAAGCCAUAAAACGCAAAAUGAGAAAUGAAAAAGAGUCCUUGAAAGCUGUAUUUGAAAGGUCAAAAUCAAAACCUGGGGAUGGACCAUCAGACAAAUCUCCUGACCUGAGUCCCUCAGAGCAAGAUGACAAGACUCCAGGGAGACUCCAGACUGUCUGGCCACCACCAAAAGCAAAGCACGAAGAAGUAAAAGUAGGAUUAAAGUACACAGAAGCAGCUCGCCUAAAGCUUUACAAGGAGGGACCACCAGAGUACCAAGCUGCCAUUUUGCAUUUGAAGAGGGAACACAAAGAAGAAAUUGAAACGUUAAAGUCUCAGUUUGAACUCAGGGUAUUCCAUAUUCGUGGAGAACAUGCUGUAUCAACUGCUCAGCUUGAGGAAACAAUUGCACAUCUGAAGAAUGAACUUGAUAAUAAAUUAAACAGAAGAAGUGAAAAAGCAAAGGAUAUUGGUGUUUCUACUGAAGAUGAUAACCCACCAAAGACAUACCGAAAUGUAUGUAUACAGACUGACAGAGAAACUUUCAUAAAGCCUAGUGAAGAAGAAAACAGAGCUGUGAAAAAUAACCAAAUAGUACCCAAAAAGCUUAAUAUUUCUUCUUUGUCACAUAAUAUUUCUGCCCAAAGUGAAAAUAAGGACAAUUACAAUGUACAGUCUUCAGAAAGUGUCUUAUCUUGUCAACCAAAACAAAUGCUGCCUCCUCCAGCACAACCACCGGUGCCGCCACCACCUCCUCCUCCCCUUCCUGAUUCUUCACUACCAGGUUUAGUUCCUCCACCACCACCUUUGCCAAUGUGUACGACUUCACUGACAUCUCAGUUUGGAUCUGGCCCACCACUGCCACCUCCACCUUCUGAAAGCUGUAGGAAUUUUCAAGCACCACCACCACCUCCACCACCCCCACUUCCAGGGUCAGGACCUCCUGUUCCUCCUCCAUUGCCUGGAUCUGGGUUACCACCACCCCCUCCACCUCCUGAGCCUGGGUUCUUUUUUAAUAGCACUUUAUCUUCAAACCAAGGUCCUCGGAAACCUGCCAUUGAACCUAGCCGUCCCAUGAAGCCUUUGUAUUGGACACGGAUACAACUACAAGAUAGCAGGAAAACUGCUAUGCCAACAUUAUGGGAAUCAUUAGAAGAACCUGAUAUACUUGAUACUACUGAGUUUGAAUAUUUAUUCUCCAAAGACACCACUCAGGAAAAAAGAAAGCCAUUAUCAGAGACUUAUGAAAAAAAAACCAAGGCCAAAAAGAUUAUCAAAUUGUUGGAUGGAAAACGGUCUCAAACUGUAGGAAUUUUAAUAUCCAGUUUGCACCUGGAGAUGAAGGAUAUUCAACAAGCUAUACUAUGUGUUGAUGACUCCAUAGUAGAUCUGGAAACACUGGAAGCACUAUAUGAAAAUAGAGCACAAAAGGAUGAACUGGAGAAAAUCAAGCAGUAUUAUCAGACUUCAAAAGAGGAGGAACUGAAGCUUCUGGAUAAACCAGAACAAUUUUUAUAUGAGUUAUCUCAGAUCCCCAACUUCACAGAACGAGCUCAGUGUAUUAUCUUCCAGUCAGUUUUCUCUGAAGGGAUAACAUCAGUGCACCGAAAAGUUGAUAUCAUAACUCGUGUUUCCAAGGCUUUGCUGAACAUGACAAGUGUGAAGGAAAUUUUAGGUUUGAUUCUGGCUUUUGGAAAUUAUAUGAAUGGCGGGAAUAGGACCCGAGGUCAAGCUGAUGGAUUUGGGUUGGAAAUACUCCCCAAACUAAAGGAUGUCAAAAGCAGAGAUAAUGGUAUUAAUCUUGUGGAUUAUGUCGUCAUAUAUUACCUACGCCAUUGUGAUAAGGAGGCAGGAACAGACAAGAGUAUUUUUCCUUUACCAGAACCACAGGAUUUUUUCCAGGCCUCCCAAGUUAAAUUUGAAGACCUAAUAAAAGACUUAAGGAAACUGAAGAGAGAUCUAGAAGCCACUGAAAAGCAGAUGAAGUUAGUUUGUCGAGAGUCUUCUGAAGAGCAUCUCCAACCCUUCAAGGAGAAACUAGAGGAAUUCUUCCAAAAAGCUAAAGAAGAACGUAAAAAAGAAGAGAGUAGUUUGGAAAAUGCGCAAAAAUGCUUUGAAGAAAUAGUGGGAUACUUUGGGAUAAAGCCAAAGCCUGGUGAGAAGGAGAUCACGCCAAACUACGUUUUCACGGUGUGGUACGAAUUCUGCAGUGACUUCAAGACCAUUUGGAAACGAGAGAGCAAAAGCAUUUCCAAGGAACGAAUUAAAGUGGCUCAGCAGUCAGUAAGCAAGUUAACUGCGGAGAAGAAAGUUGAAACAAAGAAAAUCAAUCCUACAGCUAGCCUGAAAGAAAGACUACGUCAGAAGGAAGCCAAUGUGACAGCAAACUGAAAGACAAAAGAUGAAGAUUAUAGUGGACUUCAUACCUUGCAUGAUGCUUUACUACACCCAUGGCCCAGGGAGCACCUUAUGUUGGAUACUGAAUUCUUCUUUGCUGAUCAGUUCCAAGACAAUCAACUAAAGAGUUUUGAGUUCCUUCAAAGGGGUUUCUACAUUCAGUGGAGGGAAUUCUAAGAAGGUUUUUACAUGGGAAGUAUGAAUUAUUUUCUGUAACACUUCCUUACAUUGCUUUAAACGCAUCUGGUUGCUAAUGGUUAUUUGAAGUACUCUGUGCAUAGUGUGUUAAUAUGGAAGAGCUAAAAAGAGCAUUUUGGAUGCUGAGUUAAGUAAUGACUAACAACCUGUAGGUUAUUUAAAGGGCUUUGUGUAGAUGAGAGAACAUACGCCAUUCAGCUCACAAAAGACUAUUACAUCAUAUAUUUGCUACUUCAGCAGUAACUGAGGUAAACUUGACUGAUGCUAAAUAAUUUCACAGUGUCUAAGUACUGGAUGCAUCUUUCUAAAACUGAUUAAAUGUAAUUAUAGAUUUAUGCUGUAUUUUACUAUGAAUAUUUUUAUAGAAGCUUCAGCU